Molecule: messenger RNA, 225 nt
Organism: Nezara viridula (southern green stink bug)
Lineage: Eukaryota; Metazoa; Arthropoda; Insecta; Hemiptera; Pentatomidae
Source: the annotation of a GenBank genome assembly
AUGGAAAAGAGCCGUCACCCCCCUAGACGAAGAGGAUAUGGAGCGACAAAAGGAAACCUGAUCGGAGCGGAGUGCUCCCAAGAAGGAGAAGUGUCACUUUCCUCAGAGGUUUUGAUAAGUAGGAGAAAAGGCCGCAAAGAGGAGAGAGAGGAAAGAGAGCAAAAAGAAGAAGGACGAAGAGUACUAAUGGCUGGAGUAUUAGUAGCUCGUGCUGGAGAAGGCUAA